Molecule: messenger RNA, 1340 nt
Organism: Neofelis nebulosa (Clouded leopard)
Lineage: Eukaryota; Metazoa; Chordata; Mammalia; Carnivora; Felidae
Gene: ELF5
Product: E74 like ETS transcription factor 5
Exons: 7
Coding region: 392-1219 (275 amino acids)
Biological process (GO): cell differentiation; regulation of transcription by RNA polymerase II
Cellular component (GO): nucleus
Molecular function (GO): DNA-binding transcription factor activity, RNA polymerase II-specific; sequence-specific DNA binding
Source: RefSeq, a predicted model, not a curated record
UGCUGAAGUGCUGACAAACUCUGUCUGACACAUUUCUCCUUGGCUCCUCUGGUCGCCACACCUCGCCUUCGCUGGAGACCACGGCCGUGGGCAGCCCCCUGCAGCCACGCUUCACAAGGCUCAGCAAGCGAACAGGCAUCACUCCUCAGGUGCCUGUCUCUCUCUUUUGGUAGCUCCUGUCAAAACCCGCCUACCCUUCUGCUAACCCCUGGGUUUCGCGGAGGCGGGAAGUCUACCUGCGGCUGCCAUUCCCGGGACCCUGCUGCACCUGGGAGGCUGCGUGGGGCUGGGACACCCAGAGGAGGCGGCUUCCGCCUGGAGGCAGCCAUGCGGUGUCCCUCUCGCUGAGGAGGAGGGGCCCACCCAACCAGGGCCCUCUCUGGACAGGGUGAUGACAACAUCAGAGGACCUGAGCCUAGCCCAGCCUGGCGGAACAAGUGAGCUAAGGGUGAUGUUGGACUCAGUGACACACAGUACCUUCCUGCCCAACACGUCCUUCUGCGACCCCCUGAUGUCGUGGACUGAUCUGUUCAGCAAUGAAGAGUAUUAUCCUGCCUUUGAGCAUCAGACAGCCUGCGACUCUUACUGGACGUCCGUCCACCCCGAGUACUGGACCAAGCGCCACGUCUGGGAAUGGCUCCAGUUCUGCUGUGACCAGUACAAGCUGGAUGCCAACUGCAUUUCCUUCUGCCACUUCAACAUCAGCGGCCCGCAGCUGUGCAGCAUGACUCAGGAGGAGUUCACCGAGGCGGCCGGCCUCUGUGGGGAGUACCUCUACUUCAUCCUCCAGAACAUCCGCUCGCAAGGUUACUCCUUCUUUAAUGACACAGAAGAGACCAAGGCUGCCAUCAAAGACUAUGCCGAUUCCAACUGCUUGAAAACCAGUGGCACCAAAAGUCAAGACUGUCACAGUCAUAGUCGAACGAGCCUCCAAAGUUCUCAUCUCUGGGAAUUUGUGCGAGACCUGCUUCUAUCUCCUGAAGAAAACUGUGGCAUUCUGGAAUGGGAAGAUAGGGAGCAAGGUAUCUUUCGGGUGGUAAAAUCAGAAGCCCUGGCAAAGAUGUGGGGACAAAGGAAGAAAAAUGACAGAAUGACGUAUGAAAAGUUGAGCAGAGCCCUGAGGUACUACUACAAAACGGGAAUUCUGGAACGAGUCGACCGAAGGCUAGUGUACAAAUUUGGCAAAAAUGCACACGGGUGGCAGGAAGACAAGCUAUGAUGUGCUCGGUUUUACGGAUCUCUGUCUUCUAAAACAAUCGGAUCACCAGAGACAUUGCAAAGUCUUUUUGUUGUUGUCAACCUGCAAAUGUGCUGAUAAAAUUUCUCCACCUGUCAGCUUA